AUGGUAGUGGACACAAGCAAGAAGCUAGCUGAAAUAAACUCCAAGAUCGAGAAUCUCAACACAAGGGUUUACUCUCUGGAGAAUCAUGCUUCUUCUGUUGCUGCUGCUACAAAGCAAGGACAACUACCUGGUAAAGCUAUUCAGAACCCCAAGGAACAGUGCAAGGUCAUCUUCACUCAAGAAGGACUUGUUGAAGAAGAGGAUCAAGAAAGGGUCAUUGAAGAUUUUUGUUUACUGCUGAAUGAUGAAGAGAUUGUUGCUGCUGAGGCUCCUGGAGUCCAGAUUGAUCAACCAGAAGUGCAUGCACCUACUGUGGCCAUUCACACUUCACCAGUUGAGCUCGCACGACAAGCUCGAUCGGCAGCUCGAUCGAGUCCAACUCUAGCUCGAUCGAGUCCGACCUCUUCUGUCCGACAGCCUGUUUUGCUUGAUCCUUACAACCGGUUGCCGCUUCCUCGUCUCGCCUACUUAGUCAAGGUCACAAGGAAGUGA
This is a messenger RNA of Microthlaspi erraticum, 492 nucleotides long. The record is from the annotation of a GenBank genome assembly. Lineage: Eukaryota; Viridiplantae; Streptophyta; Magnoliopsida; Brassicales; Brassicaceae.